ACAGUGUGGUGUCUGGAGCGGAAGGGAGGGGAGUGAGAAUGUCAUUGAACGGCGAGAGAGGGAGAGAGUGUGAGCCUCACGGGGGCCGCCCGAUCCUGCUGCGUGUCUUAUCAUACUGAAGGAAGGCCUUGCAGUGAACAAUUGCCCAGUGAAGGGUUAGCGUUCUCAGUGUCAGUGUCAGCCUGCUAUAGUGUCUAGUUGUGUCCGGAACUCUGUGUGUCAGCCUGGUUGGUAAUCGAGUGUUUACCCGGUGUACCCGGUGAUGGCAGAGACUGAGGACAUGACGGUCGGAGGUGCCGCCUCCUUUUGGCUCCGGCACGCCGAUAAGGCCGUGACGACACCAAUCAGGGCCAAAAUAACAGGUCACCUACCAUCAUGGUUGCACGGGAACCUAUACCGGAACGGUGCAGCCGUCAAGGAGAUCGGUCCCGACCGUUUCAACCAUUUGUUCGACGGUCUGGCCUGCGUUCACAAGUUUAACAUCGACGGCGCCCGCGGUCAGGUCACUUACCAGAAUCGUUUCCUGGAGAGUGACGAGUACCGCGCUGACAUGGCCGCUGGCAGGAUAGAGGUGUCCACCUUCGGUACACUGGGCCGCCAGGACCUCUGUAGGAGCCUGUUCGGACGACUGAUGUCGACAUUCCGCGAUCUCCGCGGCAGGGGAUCGGCCACCGACAACUGCUCCGUCAACGUGGGGUACUUCGGCACCGAGCUGUACGCCAUGACCGAGACGAGCAAGAUCUGGAGGCUGAAUCAGGAGGACCUCGGCGCCGAAAAACAGGUGGACCUCAGUAAGGUGGUGGCCGUGAACCAGGCGACAGCGCACCCGCACGUGGACCCGGACGGCACCGUGUAUAACGUGGGCAGCUCAUUCACGGGACGGACACCGAGUGUUAAUGUCAUCCAGUUUCCCGCCUCGGGCUCGCCGGUAGCCGAGACGGGCCGAGUGGUGGGCACCAUCCCCCACCGCUGGCCCAUGGAGCCCUCCUACUUCCACAGCUUCGGUAUCACCGAGAACUACUUCGUCUUCGUGCAGCAGCCGCUCGUCAUUCAGGUCAAGAAGCUGGUGACGCUCAAACUGAUGAAGAGGCCGGUCACAGAUGCCAUCACGGAAAAGGCAGCCGAAGGCACGUGGAUCAGACUGGUGGACCGUCGCACUGGCGAACUACACCAAACCCUCUUCAAGGCGGACACCUUCUACGCGUUCCACCACGUUAACGCUUAUGAGGAGGACGGACAUGUGGUCGUGGAUAUCUGUGCACAACUGCCGGGCAAAUGCAGCAUAAUGGACGCGGCGGCAGUGAAACACAUGAGUUCCAACGAAUCAUCGGGCGUCGAUGGACCCAUGCUGCGCUUCGUGCUGCCUCUGGAGCCCAAGUCGGACGUCUCCCCAGAGACAAACCUCGUCUCUCUACCGGAUGAGACAGCCACCGCGUACCCCCGGCCGGACCAGUCGGUAUACUGCGUACCACGUACUCUAAACCCACCCGAGUACCGUACUCUGGACCUUCCUCGCAUCAACUACGAGUACAAUGGUCACAAGUACCGGUACGCGUACACGUGUCGGUUCGUUCGAGCUGUUGGAAAUUCGGAACGGCUCGUCAAGCUGGACGUUCAGACAGGCGCCUCGUGCUGCUGGUACGACCCCUCGUGGACGCCCUCGGAGCCAGUGUUCGUUCGUCAGCCAGGCGCCACCUCCGAAGACUCGGGGCUGAUUCUGGCCUCUUUGCUACACGUCACUGAGCCCCGGCGCACGGCUCUGGUGGUACUGAACGCAGAAACUAUGGAAGAACUAGCGCGGGCGGAGGUGGAAACGGAUGCCGUCAUCGCGAAGGAUUUUCAUGGCCUGUUCGCUGCGGUUAGUGAGGCGGUGCAUCGCUUCUAGCGUGGAAUGUGCGGCAGGAAAUGGAAAGGUGGGUGUGCUUGUCUAACGAUGCCUUUGGCCAGUGUGUCCAUCGCUUCUAACGUUCGCAAUGGAUAACCAACGACGGAUAGAUUGGUUUGAUCGUUUCGUUAAUCGCACAGUAUAAAACAAUUCAUUUACCUCGUUCAUUCCUAAAUAGUUCCGUUUGUCGAUUGUGAACUUUUAUUGAGACUCGAGCCUUUGUAUGAUGCGCAUUAACUUUGGCUCAUGUAUUUGCCAUAUGGCGCCUGUCAGGUGUAGGUAAAUGUGCUGAUAUGAAUUGUAUACUCGUUAAUAUGCUGGUCCUUGUCUAUAUAUACACUUGUGAAGUCCGUCUGGAAAUGCUCCCGCUCUUAGCCUGUGCAACGUCUUCAUGAAUUGGUUCAUUAUUUUCUCGAUCGACUCGAUCUCGGUAUCUAUUUGAUGCGUACCAAAAGUUUACACCUCUGAUGAAUAGAAUGAAUUGAUGAGACUGAACAACGUCGUGAUAAUCGAUACCCAAUGUUACGGGGCCUCGACGAUAAAAGGUGUGCGCAUUGUUCGAACUAUCAAAAGGUAUAGCGAAACUGCUACAGCUUUUUGAAAGUCUGUUCGACCGUGGGCUUUCCCGAGGUCAUUAAAACGAUCUUUCUCAUUUAUAUUUCAUGACAAACGACGUGCUAUCCUAAUUCGUAAAUAAAUAAAGACCAGUGCAAUGCCCAUUA
Messenger RNA from Amphibalanus amphitrite, 2607 nucleotides. RefSeq names its product carotenoid isomerooxygenase-like. The record is from RefSeq and is a predicted model, not a curated record. Gene Ontology annotation, biological process: carotene catabolic process; retinal metabolic process. Lineage: Eukaryota; Metazoa; Arthropoda; Thecostraca; Balanomorpha; Balanidae. Gene Ontology annotation, molecular function: beta-carotene 15,15'-dioxygenase activity; carotenoid dioxygenase activity. The transcript has 10 exons. The coding region runs from base 263 to 1885 and encodes 540 amino acids.